This is a messenger RNA of Schistosoma spindalis, 5430 nucleotides long. The record is from the annotation of a GenBank genome assembly. NCBI's taxonomy places the organism in Eukaryota, Metazoa, Platyhelminthes, Trematoda, Strigeidida, Schistosomatidae.
UUUAUGGAUCGUCUAGUUUUUACAUAAUUAACUUUGCUUACUCUCAAUAGCGUUUCUUUCUUUUGUUUAAUUAUUAUUUUUUUGUGUGUGUGCGAUAGGUGUACCUUCUCCUCCGAGCAAAUUAAUGCCUUCAAGUACGGUGUUCGAUUCCAAGGGUCGUCCUCAACUGGAUGUAAUUGGACCACAUUUAAUUUCUGAAGGACGACUGACAGAAGAAGCAAUAUUAAGAAUUAUUAAUGAUUGUUCAGCCAUUUUAAAAUCAGAAAAAACUAUGCUUGAAUUAGAAGCUCCAAUUACAAUUUGUGGUGAUAUACAUGGUCAAUUUUAUGAUCUAAUGAAACUUUUCGAAGUUGGCGGUCCUCCUGAAACAACACGUUAUCUGUUUCUUGGAGAUUAUGUUGACAGAGGUUAUUUUAGCUUAGAGUGUGUAAUCUACUUGUUUAGUUUGAAAAUUCUACAUCCACGCAGUCUGUUUCUUCUACGUGGUAAUCAUGAAUGUCGUCAUUUAACACAAUAUUUUACAUUCCGACAAGAAUGUAUUAUGAAGAGUACGGAACAUGUUUAUGACGCUUGUAUGGAAGCAUUUGACCUUUUACCAUUAGCUGCAUUGAUCAAUCAACAAUUUCUAUGUGUACAUGGUGGGCUAUCACCUGAAUUGCAUACAUUAAAUGAUAUACGCAAGUUGGAUCGAUUUAAAGAACCACCAGCAUUUGGUGCAAUGUGUGAUUUAUUAUGGGCUGAUCCAUGUGAAGAUUUUGGUCAAGAAAGAAAUUCGGAACAUUUCAGUCAUAAUACAGUUCGUGGAUGUUCAUAUUUCUACAGCUUUAAUGCAUGUUGUCAUUUUUUACAAGCUAAUAAUUUACUGUCUAUUAUACGAGCUCAUGAAGCACAAGAUGCCGGUUAUCGAAUGUACAGAAAAAGUCGACAAACUGGAUUUCCUGCUUUAAUUACAAUUUUCUCUGCACCAAAUUAUUUAGAUGUGUAUAAUAAUAAAGCCGCUAUAUUAAAAUAUGAAAAUAAUGUAAUGAAUAUACGUCAGUUUAACUGUUCACCACAUCCAUAUUGGCUACCCAAUUUCAUGGAUGUAUUUACUUGGUCAUUACCAUUUGUCGGUGAAAAAGUUACCGAAAUGUUGGUCAAUGUACUUAAUAUAUGUUCAGAUGAUGAACUACUAUCGGACACACCAGAAGAUGAAUCACAAAUCACAGCGCGUAAAGAUGUUAUCAGGAAUAAAAUUCGAGCAAUUGGUAAAAUGGCCCGUGUAUUCACUGUAUUGAGAGAGGAGAGUGAAACUAUACUUGAACUCAAAGGACUUACUCCAACUGGUAUGCUUCCAUUAGGAGCAUUAGCCGGUGGUCGAGAAGCUAUCAAAGCUGUUUCUGGAACAUGGACACCACAUAAAAUUCAAUGUUUUGAAGAAGCAAAAGCAUUUGACAAAGUCAAUGAACGAAUGCCACCACAUUUAGAUAUGAAUUCUAAACGAUGUUGGCCAUAUUCUUCCACAACAUCAAUUAAUACAAAUGAUGAAGAAGAAAUUAAAUUGUCUGAUUCACAUAUUAUCAUUAAUCGUGAGCCGAUUGUAGACGAUGAUAAUGAUUCUCUACUUACAGUUAGCUCACAAAAAUCAAUGCCAAGACCACCAUCGAUUUGUGAAGAACACUCAUCUGAUGACGAUAAUGUCGGUGAUGAUGAUACUGAAGCCAAAAAUGAUAAAAGAAAGCUCAAACAACAAAUCAAUACUGUUAAUGAUCUCAAAUCAACAAAAUUGACUAAUCAACUUGAUACAAUUAACACAUCAAAUGAUCCCAACCAAUCGACUAGUUCUGCUGAUUCAACAAAAUCAAAUAAAAAUGAUUUAAGCAAUACUACUAAAACUCCUAGUACUACCACUAUUGGUAGUAGUAGUAGUAGCGGUAGUUCAACAUUACAAAGCAGAACAAUUAUAAGGACAAUAACACCUAAUAAAUCAAGAAAUGACAAACUAUAAUCACCAGUGCUUCCGUAGGAACAUUCAAUCUAUCCAUGUCUAUCAUGACUUGAUCUGAAAAUGCAUAUUUUACAACUAACUAUCUAAACAAAUAAUCAAAAAGAUAUAUAAUCUAUGAAUAUACAUAUAUUUAGAUAUUAUGCAAUUCAUUUCCUUUAUUUUUCUUUUUGGUUGGUUGUGUUGUUGUAUUUUUCCCUUUGGUCAGUUGUUGUUACUGUUGUUUGUCCGUUUAAUAAUCAUGGUGACUUUUCUCUUUGUUUCUUUCCUCAUUUGUGUUGAUCUCUCUCUCCCUCUCGAUUAUUUUGUGUACAUUUCCUCUACGUGUAUUUUUUGGGGGUGGGGGUUUUGAAUUUCAACAUAAAAUCAUCAAUAUAAUAGUAUUACAUGUUUGCCACCGCUUCUCUUCACUCCUAACUGAAAGAUAUUUGAAAAUGGACAUUCACAUGGAAAUAUAGUGACAUAAUAGUCAUAGUGUGUGGAUGAUUAAUUAACCGAACACUGUAAAUAUAUACUACUUUCUUGGUAAUAAUAAUAGUAAUGUAUGCACUUAUGUCAAAAGAAAUUUAUACUUAUAUAUGAGGACCAAAAAACUAUCCAAUUUAUGUUCUGAUAAAAAAUGAAAUUAUACACAGAACAUACCAAAACGCGGUCAAAUAAACCUUUUUAGAUUUUGCUAUUUCUUAUAAGCUUCGUUUCUUUUUCUAUUGAUCUAUCUUUCUCCGAUCUCAUGGUUGGUUAUUCUCUCUUUGUUUCUCUCGCGCGCGCAGUAAUCGACCUGUCAACUGUUAUUUUCAUUUUUAAGGUAGAUAACUAUUAAGUGAUCAACAAAUUUAUGAUCUAUGAGAAUAAUAAUGAAGUGCUCAUCUAUUGUUUCUUUGUUUGCCUGUUGUGUUUACUUGUCUCUUGAUGUCUCUGCCCUGUGUGUGUGUCUAUGUGUGCCUGGGCAUGUGUCGUGUUUGCCUUCAAAUUUGGCGUGGAAUUUCCGUUUUGUUUUUUUCUUUGUAAUUAAUGCGUUUUCUUCCAUUUUUAACAGGAUUGAUGCCGCUUAUCUUUUUUUCUAAAUUUCUAAACAAAAUUAGAUUUUUUGUUUGGUCUUGUUUAUUAUUUCUACACAUGCACAUUUUAUAAUAAUAAUAUCUUACAAAAUCAUGGUCUACAUUAAUUUAAAACAAGAAUUACACAAUAACUAAGCGAAAAAUCCCAACUAAACAAAGAAUGUAGAAGAAGUACACAUGAAUCAAUUAUUUUUCAUGUUUGAAAUCUUUUUUUUUUUUUUUUGAUUUUACGAAAGUGGUAAUUAGGUGGAGGGAAAAAGUUGCUAUUGAAUUAUUAUGAUUAUUAUUUUCUUAGAAUAUGGGAUAUAUAGGAAUAUUGGGUUGAUUAUUGUUGUAACUGUUGUUGGUGAUUAAUAUUUUGUUCAAUUUUAUUUUUGUCUCCAUUAUUGAUUGGUUUACUUUUAUUUUGAUAACAUGUUGACAAUGAUGAUGAUUAUUAUUAUUAUCCGUAUCCUCAAUUUGUUCAGUAUUAAUUAAAAUGCAUAUGGUAACAGUUUCCAAGUGUUCCUGUUUAGUCACCUUUCAUUUAUGAUUUGUAUAUGAGUGUAUGUUUGUGUUUGGAUGUAUGUUUUCACUAAUCUUUUUUGUCCGAUUAUUUUUUCAAGCUAUUUAAUUAGAUAGACUAAAAAUCGUCCAUUUCUCUAUGUAUUCUCUUUAAUUCUCGAUCUCCUUUUUUUAAAAAUAUUUUCUUCUGUUAUAUUACUAUGUUUACUGUUUAUGUUUUAAAUUACUGACACUCAAGUUGUCCAUCAAUUUUUAACAUAUAUCCAUAUACAUCCAGGUUAGCAAAGUAUCCCCUGUUUUUCUUGAUUUGUACAGUGUCAUUUACACUUUUUAAAUGAAAAUUCACAUGACUCACUUGUCCUUUUGUAUGUAUGUGUAUAUGCUAAUGUGAACGUACAUAGAUUUUCUUUUGCUUUUCGUGCUUACCACAAUCAUGAUUUGUUUUCUUCAUUAUUAUGAUCUUAGUGUCCAACUCUCAUCAUGACCUAAUAUCUUCAGUUUUUGCAUACUUGUUGUCACUGCAUAUAUACUACCGGUUAUUGAGGUUGGUGAUGUCUUUUUUCCUCUCGCUCUCUCUUUUUCUUUCUGUGUAUCUUUGUGUGUAUCGUCAAAUAUGUAGGAUAACAUUGUGAUUCGAAUUAGAAGUAUCUUCAUUUUCUAUGUUACACAACGGAAUGUAAGCAUAAUGAUGAUAACAAUAAUUCUCCUUUUUUUCAUGUUAUUUAUUCAUUUUAAUUGGUACUAAUAUUAAAAUUGCUCCAUUUUACUCAUUUACAUUUUUGAUUUAUCUCCUAUUUCCUCAAUAUCAUUACUAUCUGCUUAUUUUACAAGUGACAUAUUGAUAACAUAAACCAAAUAAAGAACUAACAUACACAUACAGAGAGAACGAUCAAAAUGAAAUUUGAAACGAUAACAGAAUGAAACUGGCAAUAUAUAUAUAUAUAUAUAUAUAUAUAUAUAUAUAUAUAUAUAUAUAUAACGUAAUGAAGAAUGAUGCAUUAUGAUUAACCUCUUUUUCUAGUAUACAACUACUUGUUACUACAUAUAUAUGUAAUUGAACUUGUAUAUGAUCAGAUUAACUUUUGUUUCGUUUUUAUUGUUUACAACCCUUGAUUUUUUCGAUUCUCUUUUUUUUUUACUCUGUCGAAUUCGACUGAUGUCUACACAUUAGUAAUAGUUACAUCAUACAUCCGCCAUCCCUGAUCACUUCCAAUGUUGUUAAUAUCAAGUAAAUAUUUCCCCUCCUGUGACCGUGUAGUUUUUUUUCUAUUCUACUACUUUAUAUUCAAUAGAAGGAACCUGGGUACACAAUUGUGUGUGCGCGCGUUUGUAUCGGGUUUCGAUAUUUCAAUGAGUCAAUGAGUUUCCUAAUAAAAUACUUCAUAAAUAUAUUUUACUAUAUUGUCUUUUUUUUUCCUUCAACAUGUACUGCACCUGAUUGUAGCUUCCAAUUAGUUUGGUGACACAUUUUUCUACUUUGUUCCAUUUUGUGUUUUCUUUCUCAUCUUUCGAUUACACUAAAACUACAAUUACUGCUGUUCUCUUGCUGAUAAAUCAAAAUUACAAAUGAGUACUUUUUUUUUUAAAAUGUACUCAUCUGUUUACUCUGUUUUUAGUAAAUGAGACAUCUAUUAAAUGGUAAUAUGAUUGGUGUUUUUUUGUCUACUUUUCAUAUACACAGAGAUAAUGAUUUACCUGUUUUGCUUUCUCACAUAUGGUCUUUUUCCCUCUAUUCCAAAAAUCAUUUUUAAAAUUAUAUCACAAUUACCGUUUGGAUUUACCGGGUUUUUUUUCCUUGUCUUCACAACCACCUCCAUGUUGUCGUUCGCCUUGAACUCGUUUUACGUUUUCCUUUUAAUUACAGUUCACCUUCGAUUGAAUUUU